Molecule: messenger RNA, 1170 nt
Organism: Papaver somniferum (opium poppy)
Lineage: Eukaryota; Viridiplantae; Streptophyta; Magnoliopsida; Ranunculales; Papaveraceae
Exons: 2
Coding region: 1-1170 (389 amino acids)
Source: RefSeq, a predicted model, not a curated record
AUGGUCUAUGCUGAUAAUGAUAGUAACAUGAGGAAGGCUUUAUGGAAUGAUACAAUUGCCUACAGCUCUUUAUAUGAGGGUCCUUGGAUAGUUAUGGGAGAUUUUAAUGAUAUUUUAGCACCUAAAGAGAGAAUGGGUAGCUCCACUAUUCAAGCUUCUUCUAUGAAUGAUUUUAUUCUUUGUACCCAAGAGUCUCACUUAUUUGAUCUAUCUUUUUCUGGAGAUUUCUUCACUUGGUCAAAUAAACAGAUUGGCUCGGGGGGAGUUGUUUCAAAGAUUGAUAGAGUUUUAGCUAACAUUGAAUGGGUUAAUCUUUUUACUUGUUCUAUGUCUGAUUUUUUAAAUCCGGGUGUUUCGGCUCACUCUCCUAUGGUGUGUUCUGUUUUUGAACAUAGACAACAUGGCCCUCCUCCCUUCAAAUUCUUCAAUUAUCUUACUGAGGAGCCAGAUUUUCUUGACAUUGUGAGAGAAUCUUGGAAAGGUAUAAUAAAAGGUAAUCUUAUGUUUGUUUUGGUUUCUAAACUUAAGAAAGUUAAGCAUGCCCUAAAUGAAUGGAGAAGAGGUAAAUCUAAUAAUUUAACUGAAGAAGUGUGUAAAGCUAAAGAGGUAAUGAUAAUUUAUCAAAAUAAUGUCCAAUUAAGACCUCUUGAUGCCGAUGCUGCUUAUGUCGAAAGAAGAGCUGUAAGUGCUUAUGCUAAGGCUGUCAGACAAGAAGAAUCAAUGCUCAAGCAAAAGUCUUGGGUCCAAUUGAUGGAAUUAGGAAACUCAAAUUCUUCACUUUUUCAUAACUAUUUGAAAGAAAGAAGAUGUCGUUAUAAUAUUCCUACACUUCAAGAUUCUAAUGGUAAUAUGCUUGAUGAAGAUAAUGAAAUUUCUCUUGAAUGUGUCAAAUUUUUCUCUGAUUUGUUCAAAGAAGAUGUUACUUCUACUUUUACUGAUGAUGAUGCUGAAUUUGUAAAUUUUUCUAAUCUGGUGAGUGCUAAUGAUGCGUGUAAUUUGGUUUCUCCUGUUACUAGGGAUGAAUUUGUCUAUGCCUUAUCCUGUAGUGGUUCCAGUAAAGCAUCAAGACCUGAUGGCUUAUCGAGUCAUUUUUUCAAGGGUUCACUUGCUGAUGCUGAAUCACUUAAGACUGCUUUAUCUAUGUUCAGUAAGAUCUCAGGCCUUGAAUAA